Molecule: messenger RNA, 1308 nt
Organism: Sphenostylis stenocarpa
Lineage: Eukaryota; Viridiplantae; Streptophyta; Magnoliopsida; Fabales; Fabaceae
Source: the annotation of a GenBank genome assembly
AUGAAACGGUGCGUUGCUGCGGCUGCGGCCGCUACUCUGUUUGCGGCGUGGCUGGUUCUCGUCGACGCGCGGUUUGUGGUGGAGAAGAGUAGCAUCACACUUCUGUCGCCGCACAAGCUGCGGACGAAGCGCGACGGCGCUAUCGGUAACUUCGGCCUCCCCGACUACGGAGGAUUCAUAGUUGGCUCUGUGGUGUAUCCCGCCAAAGGCUCUCACGGUUGUCAGGUCUUCGACGGAGAUAAGCCCUUCAAACUUCAGUCCUAUCGUCCCACUAUUGUUCUCCUUGAUCGCGGAGAAUGUUAUUUUGCCUUGAAGGUUUGGCAUGCACAACUAGCUGGUGCUGCGGCAGUUUUGGUGACUGACAGCAUUGAUGAGUCUCUUAUAACCAUGGAUUCUCCGGAGGAGAGCUCUGAUGCGGAUGGGUACAUAGAGAAGAUUGUGAUUCCGUCAGCUCUGAUAGAGAAAUCCUUUGGUGAUAUAUUGAAGGACGCUUUGAAUAACAAAGACGAAGUUUUGCUGAGAAUUGACUGGAGAGAGUCAGUACCUCACCCUGAUAACAGAGUUGAGUACGAGUUUUGGACCAACAGCAAUGAUGAAUGUGGAGCUCGUUGCGACGAACAGAUGAAUUUCGUGAAGAAUUUUAAGGGUCACGCUCAGAUUCUUGAGAGGGGUGGUUACACCCUGUUCACUCCACACUAUAUAACUUGGUUUUGUCCACCGCCCUUCAUUCUUAGCAGUCAGUGUAAGUCGCAGUGUAUAAACCACGGGAGAUAUUGUGCCCCCGAUCCAGAGAAGGAUUUUGGAGAGGGCUAUGAAGGGAAGGAUGUGGUGUAUGAAAAUUUGAGGCAGCUUUGUGUUCAUAGAGUUGCCAAUGAGAGCAACCGUUCAUGGGUCUGGUGGGAUUAUGUGACAGAUUUCCAUGUCAGAUGUUCUAUGAAGGAGAAAAAGUACAGCAAAGAUUGUGCUGAGGAAGUGAUGAAAUCAUUAGAUCUGCCUGUGGAGAAAAUUAAAAAAUGCAUGGGUGAUCCUGAAGCGGAUGCGGAGAAUGAAGUGCUAAAGAAUGAGCAACAAGUCCAGAUCGGUAGAGGAUCUCGCGGUGAUGUCACCAUCUUGCCAACUUUGGUUAUAAACAAUGUCCAGUAUAGAGGAAAAUUGGAGAGAACUGCUGUACUGAAGGCUGUAUGUUCUGGAUUCAAGGAGACUACUGAACCUUCAGUGUGUUUAAGUGAAGAUGUUGAGACUAACGAAUGUCUUGAAAAAAAUGGAGGAUGCUGGGAAGACAAAAAAGCUAACGCAACUGCUUGCAAG